This is a messenger RNA of Fibroporia radiculosa, 1311 nucleotides long. RefSeq lists its product as uncharacterized. NCBI's taxonomy places the organism in Eukaryota, Fungi, Basidiomycota, Agaricomycetes, Polyporales, Fibroporiaceae. Bases 1 to 1311 code for a protein of 436 amino acids. The record is from RefSeq and is a predicted model, not a curated record. The transcript is spliced from 4 exons.
AUGCCCGCCCCUUCCCAGCUUCACACGGCUAUCGCGGCCAUGCAUACCAUGGUGGCCAAGUAUGGUGCAGACUUCCCCUCUCGGCCAGAGAAUAUGUUCGACCCUCCGUCGGGUGACAUUGUAUUCGUUACGGGCACAACUGGUAGCUUGGGCUGCUAUCUCCUCGAGGCACUCGCGACAGACCCAAGCAUCGCUCGGGUUUAUGCUUUCAACAGGCCCUCAAAGAAGGGUGUUUCCUUGUCCGAGAGACAAAAUUCGGAGCUAGGAGAUCGUGGGAUCGAUACGCGCAUUUUGCGGUUGAAGAAGGUUGUACUACUGGAGGGAGAUCUAACCAAGCCUGCUUGGGGGCUCCCGGUGCACGUCUACGAAGAGCUCCAUCGAUCUGUAACUCACAUCAUCCACAACGCCUGGCGCGUCAAUCUCGUCUCUCCGCUAUCUAUCUUCGAGCCCAAUAUCAAGGGUCUCCGCUUUCCUCGGGCGCUCUAUAUGGCGGGUGUCUUCCGUUAUCGUAUUGCACUUAUACUCGCUUACCGCGCCCGUCUUUUUCCAGACGCCCCACCCGAGGAAGUCGUACUUGAGACGCCAUUGCCUCCUUCUUACGCUGCUGGAAGGGGGUACUGCCAGUCCAAAUGGAUCGCGGAGGAGAUUUUGCACGCGGCUGCAAAAGUCACCGCAAUCGACCCACUCAUUGUGCGCGUCGGCACGAUAUGCGCUGGGCCCAGCGGUGUGUGGAACCCAAUAGACUGGGUCCCCGCAAUGGUGCUGAGCUCCUCAGACCUUGGGUGUCUCCCGGAUGAAGAGAGGGUAAAUAAUUCUAGUCUGUCGCAUGUCUACCGCAAUAACACAACUGAUGCCGACUCGCAGAGCGUGGAUUGGGUCCAGUUCGACGUCGCAGCUCGCGCGUUGGUUGAAUUGCGCGGUGCGUCCAACAACACGCGCACGAUGCACGUCGUGCACCCCCGUCCCGCCCUGUGGCGCACCAUUGUUGCUGUUCUCGCGCAGGAGCUCGCCCUCCCGAUCGUACCGCUGAAGCAAUGGCUCGCACUGAACCAACCCUCUGGGAGCUCGGCGCCGGCUCAGUCGACGUCUGAGAAGCUGGCGAUCGUGCGAGCGGCCCGGACAGCGAAUAGCGCGAUGGCGUUUGGGUGGAGUGGGAUGGACACAGCGCGAGCAUGUGAAGCGUCCUCGACGAUGGCGGACCCGCAUAUCAGAAAGGUGGGCGUGGAGGACGUCAAGCAGUGGGUGGCAUAUUGGCGCAGAAUCGGUUUUUUGAAACCAGCAGCGGAACAGUCGUCGCUUGCAAGGCUCUGA